AGCAUGUUGUUUGUUACAGUGAAACGAGCUGUUACAGUGGGAACUGCUAGGAUCAUCACUCUGCAUGUUGCCUAUUCCACCCAACCUCCUCUCUUUUUCUAAUCUCUCUCCACCCACCCCUCCCUCCCUUCCUCCCUCUCCCCCUUCCUCCACCUCCCUCCCUCCCUCUUUUCAAGGAACUUUUUAUUUAAAAAAAAACAUAUUUGCAGACCAAGUGGGAAAUGAUAUAAAGGAGGACGAGGAUUUUUUUUGAUUUUAUUUUUUUGUUGCAACGAGAUGAUCCACAAAUGAAAAGGAGGAAAAUAUGGAACUGCACAUCUUAGAGCACAGGCUGAAGGUAGCGAGUAUAGCCAAGGACGACAUCCAGUUGUUUACUCACGGAUUAAUAAAACUUGCUUUCCUGCCUUCAAAGACGAGGUGCAAGUUCUUCAGUUUGACGGAGACUCCUGAAGACUACACCAUCAUCGUCGAUGAGGAGGGUUUUAAGGAACUGCCAGGGCCCGAGCAGCUGAGCGUGGCAGAUGAGAUGUGGCUAGCGUUGAAUGUGGUGUCUGGCGGUGGCAGCUUCUCCGGCUCACAGCCCAUCGGAGUCACCAAGAUCGCCAAGUCAGUGAUCGCACCCCUCGCCGACCACAACAUCUCUGUCUUCAUGCUCUCUACCUAUCAAACAGACUUCAUCCUGGUACGGGAAAGAGACCUGCCUCUGGUCAUGCACACCCUGUCAGCAGAGUUUACCAUCCUCAGGGUAGUGAAUGGGGAGACAGUGGCUGCUGAUCACCUAGGAAUCACCAAUGGAUUUGUGAAGCCAAAACUAGUUCAGAGGCCAGUUAUUCAUCCGCUCUCGAGUCCCAGCAACAAGUUCUGUGUAACCAGCUUGGAUCCCGACACCUUACCCACCGUAGCUACGCUUCUCAUGGACGUCAUGUUUUACUCCAACGGUGUGAAAGACUCAGCCAUAGGCAGCGAGGAAAGUGGUCACAUUCGGUUCUUUUCCUUCUCCCUCAUCGAACAGUACAUCUCGCUAGUAAUGGACGUGCAAACGCAACAGAGGUUUCCAAAUAAUCUACUAUUUACAAGUGCAUCUGGUGAACUUUGGAAGAUGGUUCGAAUAGGUGGGCAGCCCCUGGGAUUUGAUGAAUGUGGAAUCGUAGCUCAGAUUGCAGAGCCCCUGGCGGCGGCUGAUAUACCAGCAUACUACAUCAGUACGUUUAAGUUCGACCAUGCCCUGGUACCUGAAGAGAAUAUCAACAGCGUGAUUAACGCUCUCCAGGUCAGCCAGAACAAGAGACAUUAGGCGGGAAAGCCGAGACGCUGUUGUUCCUUCCUCGCACGGUAUUUGAAGCUGGGCCUAGAUUUGAAGAAGAAUCCUUCGGGUGUGUGUGUUGAAUGGCGGAGAGCUUGUUUCCCCCCCCGACGAACCGUUGGCUUACUGAUGUCGUCCCCAAAGUGAAUGCCCCCUUUGUGUUCUGUUUGUGGACCGUGUCACGUUGUGCUGGUGAAGUCAAACUACUUUCUACUGAUAUUUGCCACCUGCCUCCUCCCACCGCCUUCUGUGAAGCAGCCACGAUGAUUGACUCUCCUUCUGUGAAUCGCUCGGGAUAGUUUUAAGAUGCGUCACAUAGUUGAGUUUGUUUCAGUGGGGGGGUGGGGGGGGGGGUACAUUGAGGUGGCUAAUUAAGUCUGGGACAGGUAUGGACAGUCUAGGGACAGGUACGUAAUAGUACAAAGUGAAUUUACAGCAAAACUCUGCUUUGAAGUGUCGAACAGGUUGGGGGGGGGGGGGGGGGGUGGGGUGGGGGAACACUUAUUGACCACAACGAUGAGUACAAGAUUCCGACUGUCGGCUCCUUAUGCCUGUUUACCCGCUGAUUGAAAAUCAGCUUCAUUUGUGGUUCCUGGAGGGAGAGGCAGGUUGCAUUUUGCAGUGACCUUUGGCAAAGAGCUUCACCUGAUCUGUCCGUGGUGCUGACAAGGCAGUAAUCCAGUCCUGGAGCAAGAUCGCACGCACGGUGCCGUUAACGGCAAAGGUGGCGUUGGAAUCUUGCUCGGGGGUCUCGGGUCACUCACUACCUGGCGGUCGGUAGCGUGUUCCCCGUCACCCCCCCGCGGGAGGUUGUGCACGGUGGGCGGGUCUGCUGGCUCCCAGCGCCGUCCACGCGUUCCCCCACACGUCUGGUCAGUGCCAUUAAUGGAGGUCAAUGGACAGGUGUCGCCUCCGGCACUGAUCCCUCGCGCAACCACCGCACAAGCACCGACCGCACCUGCCCACCGCCACCUGUGUACUCCCAGCGUCGGGGGAACGGCAGACGGAUAGUCACCGUGGAAGGCUGAUGUCAGUAGAAUGUCCCGGAAGAGUGUUUCCUCCCCCCCCCCAAUUUAGAGGCGAGAGAGAUGGGUUUCCGCGAACAAGACCAAUGAACGCCCAGCUCCGCCAAGGCUCGUUUUGCUCCCCAUUCAAAUUCUGCCCAUUAUUAUCGACAAACCUGGACAAGCAAGUCGAGCGGAAAAUUCUUCUCAUCUUUCAAUGACGUUUUGAUCAAACUUUGGCCAGGCAUUCCUAAACUCGGAGAUCGGACUGCUGGGAUCUUAGGAAGGGAUCUUAUCCUUGAUGUUAACGUGUGGGGGGGCCAUAAGACUCCGACCCAAUCAUCAGGUUCCCAAUUAGGAAUUGCAGUCUAACCUGAUAUUUUAAAUGUUAUCCCGCUCCAUUAGGGAUGCCACGCCUCUGGAUUAACAUAGUUCAAGCCAAUACUGAUGUAGCAUCAAGAUAAAUGUACAAUGUUUCUCGUCUGAAGUUACAGUUCAUGAGGGGCAACAGAAUUAAUUGUGCACCACCCAUUGCAGAAUUCUGAAAAAGGGGGGAAAGACAAAUUGGUUGAAGGGAAUAUUUUAAAAAUGUAGAUAUAUAUACAGCAUUCCACUUUUAUUGCUGGUCACGUCUUUAGAAGUGGCGAGAACUAACAUUAGAUUUGGUUAAGGAAGAACUGUAGAUUCUG
Amblyraja radiata (thorny skate) is the source of this 2996-nucleotide messenger RNA. RefSeq names its product cytosolic arginine sensor for mTORC1 subunit 2. The record is from RefSeq and is a predicted model, not a curated record. Bases 305 to 1294 code for a protein of 329 amino acids. The transcript has 9 exons. Lineage: Eukaryota; Metazoa; Chordata; Chondrichthyes; Rajiformes; Rajidae. Gene Ontology annotation, biological process: negative regulation of TORC1 signaling.